This is a messenger RNA of Daktulosphaira vitifoliae (grape phylloxera), 691 nucleotides long. RefSeq lists its product as uncharacterized. NCBI's taxonomy places the organism in Eukaryota, Metazoa, Arthropoda, Insecta, Hemiptera, Phylloxeridae. The coding region runs from base 124 to 576 and encodes 150 amino acids. The transcript is spliced from 3 exons. The record is from RefSeq and is a predicted model, not a curated record.
AUGUAAAAUACGAUUAAAACUAUUUCUUAUAUUAGGUUACGGUUAUCUAUUACGUCCUUUAUAAUUACACAGUCAAUGUGCACAGCGUUAUUGUUGUUUUUACAUUACUAACAAACAUUAAAAAUGGCAAAAGCAUAUUGUUGUUUCUUGUUCCUGUUGACAGUGGCCGUUAUAUUUGUCUCUUCUCUUGAGAGUCACUUAAACAUUGCCAAAAGUGAUGAUGACAAUACUAACAUAGUAAUAGUUGAUGAAGAUUUUGUUACUGAAGUUAAAGAAUCUAACUUAAAAAGUAAAUGUUAUGAUGUCAACACUAAAACAUUCCAUAAAAUAGACUCAGUAUGGUACCCAGAAAAUAAAUGUGAAAAACACAUGUGUAUCCGACUAAGGGACACAAAAACACCAACAAUUAAGAUAAUGGAAUGUGAAACAUGUGCUCAAUGUGAUUCAUUUAACCAAGAAUGUAAAUUGUUAAAACCGAGCAAGCAGUACCCCAAAUGUUGUCCCAAGUGUAUGCCAAAAGAUUCUUUAAUAACAAAAAAGAAUAAAUUGUAUAAACCUAAACAGAUUAUCAAGUGAUUGAAUAAAGUUCAGUGUUAGCUAAAGAUUACAGAAUAUAAUUAAAAUAAAUGGAAAUUAACUGUUAAUAUUUUACAAGAAAUGAAUUAAUUAAAAAAAAAAGAAAACAACUUAA